Messenger RNA from Ostrinia nubilalis (European corn borer), 540 nucleotides. It is a transcript of the gene Dpm3, whose product is annotated as dolichol-phosphate mannosyltransferase subunit 3. Gene Ontology annotation, cellular component: dolichol-phosphate-mannose synthase complex; endoplasmic reticulum membrane. The coding region runs from base 159 to 437 and encodes 92 amino acids. Gene Ontology annotation, biological process: GPI anchor biosynthetic process. NCBI's taxonomy places the organism in Eukaryota, Metazoa, Arthropoda, Insecta, Lepidoptera, Crambidae. The record is from RefSeq and is a predicted model, not a curated record. The transcript is spliced from 2 exons.
GUUUUGCGAAGAAAACUGUGUUUUGUGAACUUUGUUUUGAAUUAAAUUAAGUAUUUACAGACGAAUUUCAUGUGUCUGGCACACGAAUUGUAAUACUUAGAGAGACAUAGAAACGUGUGCGUUGGAAAAAGUAUCUCUAAACUUCGAAGGCAAGAAUCAUGACGAAGUUAUUGGAAUGGAUUUCUGUGAUAUCAGCGGUGUUCGCCGUCUGGUAUUCCCUCAUCGGAGGUUAUGUCAAACAUCCCCUCAUUGAGAACAAUAUGAACUUGGUUCUGGUAUCGCCCGUGAUCUUCGUGAUAUUAUUCGGGCUGUACGCGGCGUCUGUCGUUUUAUACCGGGUGUUUACUUUCAACAACUGUGAGGACGCGGCAAAAGAGCUUCAACUCGAAAUUGCAGAAGCAAGAAAGGAUUUACUUGACAAAGGACUUAAAUGGUGAUUCUGUUAAAUUACAUAGCUAUUAUAUUUAAGAUAAACUGCUGUAGUUGUUACUACGGAAUGAUGUAAAUUUUGAAUAAAUAUAAUUUAAUUUACCUUAACAA